Messenger RNA from Hevea brasiliensis (rubber tree), 2531 nucleotides. Its product is annotated as MICOS complex subunit MIC60, mitochondrial. Gene Ontology annotation, cellular component: MICOS complex. Lineage: Eukaryota; Viridiplantae; Streptophyta; Magnoliopsida; Malpighiales; Euphorbiaceae. The coding region runs from base 296 to 2311 and encodes 671 amino acids. The transcript is spliced from 12 exons. Gene Ontology annotation, biological process: cristae formation. The record is from RefSeq and is a predicted model, not a curated record.
AUAUAUAAUUGGAGGUAAUAUACAGAAGGAUCCUCUUCCACCAUCUGGCCAGCUCCCUCUGUUGCGGCAGCAGCCGGAACGCGAUCGUCUCACUGCUAAACAUCUCACUAUUACGAACAGUGGCCCCAAUCCAAUCAACCGCCUAUACCUUAUUUUAAUGCCUGUAGCCUAAAACCAAGACCAUCUUUAUUCUUUGUUCUCUCUUAUCGAUUGGACAUUUCCUCUCUCUCUCAGUCAUUCAAUCAAACACUUGCCGAGUCGCGCCCCUUCGUUUGCAAGAUAAACUCUCUUUACAAUGUUUCGAAGGUCGAUCUUGGAAUUAUCGUCUCGUCAAACAGUGAGGAGGAUCCCGAGGCGGGUUACAUCGCAGCCUGUACCGUCAUUUCUUUCUUCAAGGAAGGAAUUUUCAACGUCAUUCCAGAAAAAUGCACCCCCAAAAGCUGAUUCCAGUGGUAAACCACCUGAAUCAAAGAGCAGUUUACCAAAAGUUCUCCUGGGAACCGCCAUUGUUUCUGGUGCUGCUCUGUUAGCAUACCAAUCAGGUUAUUUAGACCAAUUUAUUGCUAAAGAGCAGCAAAGCUCCGCUAAGGUUGGCAAUGAUGAUAAAGAGGUAAAGGAAACCCAACAUUUCGGAGAGCACGUGACUGUUACCAUUAGUGAAGAACCUGGCAAGUUGAGUCACGGUUUGGAGCAGACUGGAGAAAAGGUUGAAAAUCAGAUAGAUCUUCCUCAAGUUGAAGCUCAGCAGAAGGCUGAAACUCGCAUAGAUCUUCCUCAUGUUGAAACUAAGCACAAGGAUGGAACUCACAGAGAUCUUUCUCAGGUUCAAGCUGAGGGGAGGAUUGAAUCACAGACAGACAUUCAUCAUCAUGAAGCCUUGAAGGAAACACCAGGUAUAAACCAGUCUUACAUUCAAGAAAAAUCUGAUGUGGUAGUAACAGAAGAUGAAUCAAUUGCUGUUAAGGAGAAACAAGUGCCAGAAUUUUCUCAAAGUAUAAAUACUGAACAUAGUCUUGACAAGGUCAAGGAAAAAUCCGAAUCAAAUACUACUAGUGAAACGAGUGAGGGAGUUCAAGUUACACAAGAACAAACUCGGGUCAAGUUGGUUCCUGAAGAGGGUGAAACAAAAACAGUGCCGCAGCAUCUCGCUACAGAAGACAGAUCAGAGGCUGCAGUGGGUAAAGGUACGGAAGCAGCAAGUUUACUUGAUGCAUACAAUCUCAAGGAUAGGGCUGAAGAAAGCAUUGCAAUGGAGGGGCCAGAAGAAGAGGCUCUUGUUAGUGCCGUAGAGGAAUUGAAUGAUAGCUAUAUAACAAAAGAUGGAAAGAUGGUUAUGAGUUUUCUUGAAGCAAUUCAUGCAGCUGAAAAGAGGCAAGCUGAGUUAGAUGCCCAUGCCUUUGCUGAGGAGAAAAAAGCAUUGAAGGAGAAGUACGAAAAGGAAUUGAGAGAUUUAAGAGCUAGGGAACUUAUGCGUGCUGAAGAGGCAGCAAUACUUGAUAAGGAAAUAAAAAGAGAGAGAGCAAAAGCAGCAGCUGCCAUCAGAACACUUCAGGAAAAGAUGGAAGAAAAACUCAAGAUGGAACUUGAACAGAAGAAAAAUGAAGCGGAAAUGAAUCUGAAAAAGUUUCAGGACCUGGCAAAAGCAGAAUUAGCUGCAGCAAUCGCGAGUGAGAAGGCAGCACAGAUUGAAAAAAUGGCUGAAGCAAAUCUCAAUAUUAAUGCUUUGUGUAUGGCAUUCUAUGCACGAUCUGAAGAGGCUCGUCAAAUUCAUUCUGUUCACAAGCUUGCUUUGGGAGCACUUGCAUUAGAAGAUGCACUUUCCAAAGGACUUCCAAUUCAGCAAGAGCUAGAUUCUCUGAAUGCCUAUCUAGAAGGCAUCAAUAAAGACUCUCUUGUACAUUUGGUUUUAUCAACCCUCCCCGAAGAAACUCGAUAUCAUGGUACUGAUACUUUGUUACAAUUGAAUCAGAAGUUCAAUGCCUUGAAAGGGACGCUACGGCACUACAUUCUGAUCCCACCUGGUGGUGGUGGCAUAUUGGCACAUGCUAUGGCACGCAUUGCAUCCUGGUUGAGGUUUAAGGAAGUUGAUCCAUCUGGUGAUGGGAUUGAAUCUGUUAUUAGUAGAGUUGAGAGUUUCCUAGCUGAGGGAAAGCUUGCUGAAGCAGCUGAGGCUCUUCAAGAAGGACUCAGAGGCAGCGUGGCAGAGGAGAUAGCGGGUGAUUGGGUGAAGCGAGCAAGGAAUAGAGCUAUCACAGAGCAAGCUCUAACAGUACUUCAAUCAUAUGCUGCUUGCAUCAGCCUUACCCAAUAAUGCAUCAUUAUAAAGUAGCAGUCUAUCAUAAUUUAUCAUCUGAUAUGGCACAGUUUAUGCAUGCAGUAGUUUGGUUUUUUCCCUGAUCAUUACCUACACAGAAAGAAUGAGGAGUUUAGUAUUGACCACCUCAAAUUUACAAGAGUUUCGUAAUCGUUAUGACACCAAAAUUGUGUAGAUUGUCUCCACCUCUUUGAAUAAAAUUUUGUUUUUCUUUGCA